Betta splendens (Siamese fighting fish) is the source of this 3585-nucleotide messenger RNA. It is a transcript of the gene vipr1b, whose product is annotated as vasoactive intestinal peptide receptor 1b. The coding region runs from base 274 to 1608 and encodes 444 amino acids. Gene Ontology annotation, biological process: cell surface receptor signaling pathway; adenylate cyclase-modulating G protein-coupled receptor signaling pathway. Gene Ontology annotation, molecular function: vasoactive intestinal polypeptide receptor activity; peptide hormone binding; G protein-coupled peptide receptor activity. NCBI's taxonomy places the organism in Eukaryota, Metazoa, Chordata, Actinopteri, Anabantiformes, Osphronemidae. The transcript is spliced from 13 exons. The record is from RefSeq and is a predicted model, not a curated record. Gene Ontology annotation, cellular component: plasma membrane.
UUCUUCAGUAGCGAACGAACAGCGUCCUGGGACGGGCGCGUGUGGAGGUGUGAACGGUCGAGGGGGCGGGUUCGGUCCAGCAGACCUCAGCUCUCCGGCUGAAGGAAGCGCGCAGAGCAAAGCGCAGUCCGACGGUAUGGAGCGGCAGCGGCGCGUCACCCUCUGAGCGCACGCACGCACGCACGCACGCGCAAGCAGCCUCGUCGUGUGCGCACACACCUGAGCGGGAUCACGGAGUGAGAUCCAGAAGAAACAUCCAGAGCUAAGGACAGGAUGGAUGCUCCACAGCUGUUCCUGCUGCUGCUGCUGUGCGGAUGUCUGCCCAAAGUGUUAUCGGUCCAGAUGUGCGACGUGGCCAAUGAGAUCGAGCUGGAGAGGGAGCGCUGCGAGAACAGCACCUCUGGGAACAUCACUUCAGGCUGCCAAGGCAUGUGGGACAUCAUCGCCUGCUGGCCGUCAGCCAGAGUCGGGGAGGUGGUCGUAAUAACCUGCCCCACGUACUUCAGCUACUUCAGUGACAAGCAUAAAGGUAAUCUCUCCAAAACCUGCACAGGCGACGGCUGGACCAAGAUGCACCCUAUUGACAUCGCCAUCAACUGUGGCUAUAAUCUCAACAGCACUAACGAUGAUCAGGGACGCUUUUUCUGGCAGGUGAAGAUCGGCUACACCAUCGGCCACAGCGUGUCCCUCGUCUCUCUCACCACGGCCAUCGUGAUCCUCUGCGUCUUUAGAAAGCUCCACUGCACCAGGAACUACAUCCACAUGCACCUGUUCGUGUCAUUCAUCCUGAAGGCGAUCGCCGUGUUUGUCAAAGACGUGGUCCUCUACGAGGUCGGGGAGGUGGAAAACUGCUCCUUGGACUCUGUCGGCUGCAAAGCGGUGAUUGUGUUCUUCCAGUACUGCAUUAUGGCCAGCUUCUUCUGGCUGCUGGUGGAGGGCCUUUAUCUCCACGCAUUGUUGGCCGUCUCUUUCUUCUCGGAGAGGAAGUACUUCUGGGCCUACAUCCUGAUCGGCUGGGGGGGUCCGUCCAUUUUCAUCACAGCCUGGAGCUUUGCUAAAGCCUACUAUAAUGAUGUGGGUUGCUGGGAUAUAAUCGAGAACACUGAUGUGUUCUGGUGGAUCAUUAAAACUCCUAUACUGGCUUCAAUUCUGAUGAACUUUAUCCUCUUCAUCUGCAUAAUUCGAAUCCUCCGUCAGAAGAUCAACUGUCCUGACAUCGGGAGAAACGAGUCCAACCAGUACUCGAGGCUGGCCAAGUCCACUCUGCUGCUCAUUCCUCUGUUCGGGAUCAAUUUCAUCGUGUUUGCAUUCAUCCCAGAGCAGGUUAAGACUGAGCUUCGGCUGAUUUUCGACCUGAUUCUGGGCUCAUUUCAGGGUUUUGUGGUUGCUGUCCUUUACUGCUUCCUCAACGGAGAGGUCCAGGCAGAGAUCAAGAGGAAGUGGCGUCGGUGGCACCUGCAGAGAUACAUGAGCGCCGACACCAAAUACCAGCACCCGUCUAUUGGCAGCAGCAACAACUUCAGCACCCAGAUCACCAUGCUGACGCGCUGCAGCCCCAAAGCCAGCCGGGGUUCGUCCUCCUGCCGCGACGACCUGUCCAGCAUCUGACCCCCCGUGACACAAACAGUGACACAGACACGCACGCUGUAGAAAAAGAUCCCACGGCAGAACGGCCGCAAAAAAAAAACAAAACCCACCCCUCGCUGCUGGGAGAUGAAUGAGUGCAAAAGGAGGAAAGGACUGUAAUGAAAAGGAGGAGAAUUAAUGAGAUAACUAUCAGCUUCUAAGCAGCUUUUAAUAUUCAUGCUUCCUUCAACAAGACACUGUUUCCUAAGCACAGCUUUUGCAUGACAGCUACUAGUAUUUCCUGAACCCGCUCACAUGUACAGGUGCGUUUCGGGUCAUAUCACUGCGGAUCAUUCUGUGAAUGGUCCUCCAGGCGCCGGGACCAAGGGAAAUGUCACCUACAGUAUGAACGGCGGCUGCACCAGCAGACGCACCAUUAGGAAUCGCUUAGCGCGUCGUUGCUGCCGCUCGCGCAGAAGCUGUGUUUCAGAACGAGUGUUCGUAUCGUGAACGUGUGCGCGCCGACAUCACAGGGAAGAGGAAAAGCUCGUAGGAGGAGGCGUCUGUGUCUGCCGGGAGUGAUAAUGGGAAAAAAAUAGGGUUUAAGGCAUAUUUUCAGGCCAGUAGAACAAAAGCAGUGCGGCGUGAGAGGAAAAACCUCCAUAAAUACAGAACGGACGAGCAAAUCCACGCUGAUGGAGAACAAAUGCCCUUCUCUGCACUAUGACUCUCACAGGACACUGGUUGACCCCUUUUAUCAGUGCAACCUUCCCUUAUGGACAGUGUGACUCUGAGCGGCUGAUUGGGUGGAUUUGUCCCUUCUCACUCUCCUCGCUUUGGAGCCGGUCUUCGCUGGCUGUGAAUGUUUAAUGCGACGUCGCACAUGCAGCAUAAUAUACUGUAUCGCUGAAGAUUGUCGGUAAUGGGACUUGAUGCCUUGCCAGGAGCAUGAAAUCCUCUUGUCCAGGCCUGUUUAUGAGGCGAGCCUAUAAAACAGUCCUCCAGGAGAGUAAUGACCCAUGGUCAUCACCCAUGGUGAUGAUGUGCUAGACUGACGUCUGUAAAUUGAGACAAGAAAACUAAACACAAUUGACUUGUCACAUUUAAACCUUUCCGCUGAAUGGGACAAGUCAGCGGAGACUCCUGGAUGACUGGUCCCGUCACCGUGAUGAUAUCACUGUGCUUCUCAGCUCGCGACGUUGGACUCAAAGGUCACUUAUGUGCUCAUAGGAACAGGGAACAUCCAGAAGCUCCAGCUGUGCCAGAAGAAUACUGCCGUCACAAACAAAGGAACAAAAACAACAGUUUAAAACCUAUUUAUCCAUAGGCUGAAUGUAUGUUAGCUCUAGGAAUACAGCCAGCAACACAAUCUGACUACCAGCACCUCAUUGCAACAUAUUGCUGUGUUCUGUGUUUAGGAUGAAGCUUUGGACAGUGCUGGACUAGUCAUUAUCCUCCUACUAGUCUCUAUGCAAGUCUAGGCUACUGUAUUCACUCGGAGGCUCAUCAUCACGCGCCGUGUGGCGCCUGGCUUCAGUGGUCGGUGAACUUUAAUGUAUUUGUGUCAAUGUGGUAGUGCUGAAUGUAAAUAGAUGUGUUCAUACACACGAUGCGCUGUGUAGAUAUUCUUCUAGUGAUUUGUCCUUGUGUUAUUUAUUGUCUGUCGCAGUGAUUAGCAUAAAAAGGGACGUUGGGUGAAGAUGUUCAUUCUGUUAGCUAGGAUUUUUCAAACUGGAUGUGCUGUGUGUAUUUAAGGUGUCAGAGCUUGUUGGUGGUGUGUCGUGUCGUGUUGUGUCGUGAUGUGUGGAACUGUGUGCAAAUAUACUGUAACCAUUCAUUAGCCAUCGCUCACGUUCAUGUGCGCGCUCUCUCUAUAUGUUAAGUGUUCUAGCUUUAAGUAACGUUUUGUACAGUAUUCAUAUGAUGAAUUUUGUUAUACAGUGUAAAGCUGGAAGAUUCAAUUUGCCAUUUGUCAAACAUUGAAUCACUCAAGUGUAAAAAUAAAUUAUUUAGAAAGAA